CCUACCCCCACCCCCAUCCAUCCAUCGAUCCAUACAUACCGAUUUUCCCCCCCAAAAAAAACCCCUGCUCACCGAACUUUCGCUCGCUUCCGCGGACCCCGCGCGCGCGCAUCCCGCUCGCAAUGAUUGGCACGGCGCAGGGCUGGCUGGGCUGGGCUGAGCAGGGCAGGACAGGGCAGGGCAGGGCAGUGGGCGGCGGCGGGGGGGUCGGGCAAGCACGACGACGACGACGACACCUGACGACUGCCGACGCCGAAGCCGCCGACGGCGUCCCACACGCAGCAGCAGGCACGAGCACGCACACGCACACGCACACAAGCCCACGCGAAGCAGGCGCGCGCAUUCGCAGCGAAACCGAGGGCGUGGGCGUGGGCGGCGGCGGCGGCGGCGGCGGCGGCGGUUGUUGCGAGCGAGCGAGCGCGCGCGCACACACAGUAGGUACCCACUCAUCCAGCACAUCGCAUCGCCGACGCCAGCGGAUGAGCGGGCGGGCGGGCGCUCGCGUGUCGUUUAGGGCAGGGGGGGCGGGGGGUCGGCGUCGCGGGCACAGGCUCACGAGCUCCCAGACUCGCAGGCUUCCAGGCUCUCAGGCACCCAGACUCGGAGGCUUCUAAGCUCGCGGGCUCACAGGCUCAUAGGCUCUCCAUAGGCUCUCAGGUUCGCAAGCUCGCAAGCUCGCACCGUGGCGCCCCCCCCC
This is a messenger RNA of Aplosporella prunicola CBS 121167, 697 nucleotides long. RefSeq lists its product as uncharacterized. The coding region runs from base 123 to 614 and encodes 163 amino acids. The record is from RefSeq and is a predicted model, not a curated record. NCBI's taxonomy places the organism in Eukaryota, Fungi, Ascomycota, Dothideomycetes, Botryosphaeriales, Aplosporellaceae. The transcript has a single exon.